This is a messenger RNA of Vigna unguiculata (cowpea), 812 nucleotides long. RefSeq lists its product as uncharacterized. The record is from RefSeq and is a predicted model, not a curated record. NCBI's taxonomy places the organism in Eukaryota, Viridiplantae, Streptophyta, Magnoliopsida, Fabales, Fabaceae.
UUCAUUCAAUUCAAUAAUACAUUCACUUUGCAGUGACGGUGGAUGAUAGAUAACUCACAACCCACAAACCCACAACAAUUAUUUGUCUCCCGUUACCAUGGAACAAGAUCGAAGGCUUCAGCUCAUCGACAACGCAAUUCAGAAGCUUAUACACGACACCAACACCAACACCAACAAAGUCCAAGAAUCUCACCAUAACAACGAUGCUCAAUACCAAAACGCUCUUUCCCACCUUCUCUCUGUUUCUCAGUCGAACAUUUUGAAAGGAGAAGAGAUACCUGAGCAAUAUGAAGGUAGUAGAUCUUCUGAUACGGUGGGUUCUGUAAUUGAGGCGAAAGAAGGAGAAGAUGAGGGUGGAGGAAGUGAAAAUGAUGAGAUAAUGAAAGAGCUGAAGAAGGUGAAGAAGCAGAACUUUGUAACUCAUUGCCUUCUUUCAGUGAUGAUAGUCCUCACUGUGGUUUGGCAGGUAUCUGAAGUCUCUCUUAUUUUGCAACUCAAAGAUGGAUUAAGUCACCCUUUUAGAUCCUUCGGAAAUAUACUCAAAGGUAUGGUGAAAGUCCCUGACGUGAAAGGCCAGGAUGCUGAUGACAGAGAAGAACUUCUUGAAUCUUCAUCAUCCCUUCCCUCCAUGGUGAUUCCAGAUAUGUCUCAUAAUAUCGGAAACUAGUCAAACUUCUCAUUCCCUUCUAAUGUAAAUUCCCUCUUCUUGUACCAUUUGCAAGUACAAUAUAUCCAUGCAUACAUUUAGACGAGAUCUUGAUCAGAUUCUUCACAUGGUAAUAAAAAAUAAAAAAAAUCCUUCAAAGUCAAAA